Cutaneotrichosporon cavernicola is the source of this 885-nucleotide messenger RNA. RefSeq lists its product as uncharacterized. The record is from RefSeq and is a predicted model, not a curated record. The transcript has 3 exons. NCBI's taxonomy places the organism in Eukaryota, Fungi, Basidiomycota, Tremellomycetes, Trichosporonales, Trichosporonaceae. Bases 1 to 885 code for a protein of 294 amino acids.
AUGUCCCUCCGGUCUGCCAUUCUCAAGGCCACCAUCCCGCUCAUCCCAGAAGCGGGGUUCUCUCGCGCAGCGCUGAGUGCGGGACUCGCGUCUCUUCCUGCCUCUUCUUCUAAAGUGCAGGACGACGCGGGAAGGGAGGCCGUCAUCGACACUCUGUUCAGCGGCAACGCGGCAUCGGACGCACCGCGCGCACUCGUACAGGCCUGGGAGGAUGAGGGUCGGGCGAUCAUGCACAACGGAGUGAAGGGGGACGCGCUGGAGCGCCUCGUUACAGUCCUUGGGCGGCGGCUGGAGUGGAGCGCAAGUGUCGGCGAGCACCUCCUCGAUGCUCACGCCCUCCUCGUUGCACCCACUUCGUCGACUCCCCUACCCGCGCCGCUCCUCGCCCUCCUCGACCGCGUACCCUGCCCGCCCUUCCCCAUCAGCCGGGUCGUCGACCCGCUCCCACACUCCCCGACGCUCGGAUCGACAGGUGGCCGCCUGCCCUUGCCGGGGCUGCAUGCCGCCGCGCCGCUCAUGUACGCGUGGCGUGUGGCGGAUGAGGCUGUGUAUGCCGCGCAGCCGGACAAGGGGCGGCAGGGAGUGAUGCGUGAGCCGGCUGGCGCUGGGGUUGAGUGGUACUCUCACCGGGCGGGAUUGGCGCUGGCGUACCUCCAAGCUGAGGCAUACCUCCUCCAACCCAUCGACACGGCCACCAAGGCCCCCGCGCCCGGUUACAAUCCCCACCUGCCGACUGCACUCGCGUCCCUGCGCGACAGCCUGGGCCAGUACGCCACGGCGCGACGCAGUCUCGGACAGGCGGAGAGCGCGACUGAGUCUGCUAUUUCGUUCAUCGAGCUCAUGACCCGAAGUAUUGCGGGGAUCGUGCGGAGCCGGGGAUUCUAG